UCCGCUGCGCGUAGUGGCGUCGCGGCGUAGGAGUACGGGGGAAGAACAGGAAGAGCGGAGAGAGGAAAAGGAGAGGAGAGAGAUGCCUGCGCCUGUGUAAAAUCCUGUGAAUUCCAACUCGCCUCCGAAUCCUGCGUCCUCUGGUCGGCGGCGCCGCCGCCCCAGGGCCACCACCUCGCCGCCGGUAAACCCUAGCCGUCGCCGCACGCGGGGGAGGAGUCAACAACAGGCGGGAGGAGGGGAGGAGGCGGAGGCAGCGACUGCCCGCCGCGGCUCCGUUUUGGUCGGUCUCAUUCGCUCGUUCCUCCGCCCGAGGCGGCGCCGCCGCCCAUCGCCUGUUCGUCGAGCAGCCGCGGGUAGAUCCAUCCGGUGGUUCGCGUGGCCGCGUUGAGGAGGGUGUGCUCGGGGGGAGCGGGGGCGUAGUGAGAGUUGGCGCGUGCGUGCGGCGGUUGGUUUGCUUGUUCUGGAAGCUUCGUGGGCGGCCGAUCCGGUUUGGGUGCAAUCAGCGGCGGCAAUGUCGGGAUCGUCGGCGGCGGGGGAGGAUAUAGUGCAGCACCUCUCGUCUAAUUCCAACCCGUCCUCGUCCAAGCUCGCCAAGCUGGAGGCACGGAUGGCUGGCAAGGCCGCUCCGGUGCCAUCACCGCCGCCGCCGCACCAUCUGGUGGUUCCUUCUGCCCCCGCCACCACGUUCAUGGACCAGGAGGAGCUGCCCGAGUCCUCCUCUUCCGACGAUGAUAAUGGCGAGGAGUUCUUGAUACAGAAGAACAUACUGAAGCGCCCGAGAUCGCCAGAUGGUGAUCACGGCCUAGCUGUUGGAAAUUUUGAGGGAUCAGCUAAUGAGGCGGUAAAGCAUUCAGAAGUCAUGGACACACGGCCAUCCAUAGACAUCUCAAACAGAAAAAAGCAAGGCCGUGGAAGGGGGCGCGGUGGAGCAGGCCGAGGGCGUGGUUCAAAAACUGUAGAUCAAACAAGAGCAACUUCAACUUCAUCUGCUGUUGUAGCAAAUGGUCGACAUGAUAUUUUAACCAACAUGGAAUCCCGAUCCAGUGCUGUGCUUGGCAAUGAUGAUAAGGCUGCCUUACAGGAAGAGUUGUCAUUGCUGCGUGGUAAAGUUGCUAUUUUGGAAGAAGAGCUUUCUAAAUCGCGUCAAGAGUCCACGGAAUACCGUCAACUUAGUGAUAGGCUAGCGAAGGAAUUGAAGGAUCUCAAAGAACAAGAUCAACAAAAGAAAUCAAAGCAAUUGAAGGUUCUAUCUGAUCUGCUGAUAGCUGUGUCAAAAGCAGAGCGGCAAGAAGCACGGAUUCGAAUAAAGCAGGAAUCUUUCCGACUUGGUAACGUUGGUGUUAUGAGAGCUGGAACUGUCAUAUCUGAAACAUGGGAGGAUGGCCAGGCAAUAAAGGAUCUUAAUUCUCACCUUAAAUCUCUGCUGGAGACUAAAGAAACUAUCGAGAGACAUAGAAAAUCACUAAAGAAAAGACAAUCCGAUAAGGGUGAUGGCAGUGAUGCUGAAACUAGCAUGUCUGAGGAAGAUGUCCUGUUGCAGGAUGAGAUAUGUAAAUCACGGUUAACAAGUAUAAAGCGGGAGGAAGAACAGUACUUGAGAGAAAGAGAUCGGUAUGAAUUGGAAAAGGGUAGGCUUAUACGUGAAAUGAAGCGUCUCAGAGACGAAGAUGGAUCACGCUUUAAUAACUUUCAGAUUCUUCACAAUCGCUACGCUCUGUUAAAUCUUCUUGGAAAGGGAGGGUUUAGUGAGGUUUAUAAGGCAUUUGAUUUGGUGGAGUACAAGUAUGUGGCAUGUAAGCUUCAUGGUUUGAAUGCUCAGUGGAGUGAGGAGAAAAAGCAAAGCUACAUACGCCACGCCAUUCGUGAAUAUAACAUCCAUAAGACUUUGGUGCAUCCAAACAUUGUCAGGCUAUGGGACAUAUUUGAGAUUGAUCACAACACAUUCUGCACUGUCCUAGAAUAUUGCAGUGGCAAAGAUCUUGAUGCAGUCCUUAAAGCAACACCGAUUCUUCCAGAAAAGGAAGCGAGAAUCAUAAUUGUCCAAAUAUUUCAAGGCCUAGUUUAUCUUAACAAGAGAACUCAAAAGAUCAUUCACUAUGAUCUCAAACCAGGCAAUGUUCUCUUCGAUGAGGUUGGUGUUGCAAAAGUUACAGACUUUGGCCUCAGCAAGAUAGUGGAGGAUGAUGUUGGGUCUCAGGGAAUGGAACUGACUUCUCAGGGAGCUGGAACCUAUUGGUACCUGCCACCGGAAUGCUUUGAUCUUAGCAAAACGCCAUUUAUCUCAUCGAAGGUGGAUGUUUGGUCAGCGGGUGUAAUGUUUUACCAAAUGCUCUUCGGAAGGCGUCCUUUUGGCCAUGACCAGACCCAGGAGAGAAUACUUCGGGAAGAUACAAUCAUCAACGCACGCAGAGUGGAAUUCCCUUCAAAGCCAGCUGUAUCAAAUGAGGCAAAGGAACUGAUUCGUCGCUGCUUGACAUACAACCAAGCAGAAAGACCAGACGUUCUAACCAUCGCUCAAGAACCUUAUCUGUCUUAUGCAAAGAGGUAGUCACUCCGAAAGAGUGCAGGACAAGAUUUUGGAUCGGCAGCCGCUCGCGCAAGAACCCCGGAACAUAUUUAUUUUGGACGGGGAUGGGCACCAGCAAAUGGUAAGAAUCUGGCAAAGCUCAAGAAUAUCCCGAAGGGUGUUACUGUAUAUUUGUAAAUAUCACUUGUGCCCAUAACAGCAAUGACUAGAACGGCAAGUGAACCUCCUCUUUAAUCUAGAGGAGGUAGAUUAGGCGUUAAUUUUUGAACGGGCCAUGCUCUUUUGCUACUUCUUGAUGCUCGCACGCGUAAUGUGACGACUUUGGCUGGUGCCCAGUUGUUCUGUUAAAAAUGGGUUGUUUACGAGGUUGUUCGUCGGCAAGGUCUGCCAAAUUACCGUUCAUGAAAAAUAGAUGAACCCUCAAAAUUCACCUCA
This is a messenger RNA of Oryza sativa Japonica Group (Japanese rice), 2965 nucleotides long. RefSeq names its product serine/threonine-protein kinase TOUSLED. Gene Ontology annotation, biological process: intracellular signal transduction; peptidyl-serine phosphorylation; chromosome segregation. Gene Ontology annotation, molecular function: ATP binding; protein serine/threonine kinase activity. NCBI's taxonomy places the organism in Eukaryota, Viridiplantae, Streptophyta, Magnoliopsida, Poales, Poaceae. The record is from RefSeq and is a predicted model, not a curated record. Gene Ontology annotation, cellular component: nucleus.